Molecule: messenger RNA, 1881 nt
Organism: Penicillium chermesinum
Lineage: Eukaryota; Fungi; Ascomycota; Eurotiomycetes; Eurotiales; Aspergillaceae
Exons: 3
Coding region: 1-1881 (626 amino acids)
Biological process (GO): mRNA processing
Cellular component (GO): exon-exon junction complex
Molecular function (GO): mRNA binding
Source: RefSeq, a predicted model, not a curated record
AUGGCUCCUCGGCGACGUCACAUCGGAGCUAGUCGCAGACAGAGGCGAGAUGAGGAAGGCGAGGAUGAGGGUCCGCCGGCGGCCGAAGUAGAGGAUGACUCUUUGAGUGAGGGAUCAGCAGAGAGCCACCAAGAUGACGAAGAUGCGGAUGUCGAGGCUAGUGAAACGGAGGAUGAAGUAACGGCAGGUCCGGACAAACUGAACGGCAAGAAGCUCAACGGCCGGGAACAGCGUUACAUAUCCCCAUCACCCGACAAGCCAGGGCUCAAGGCAACGGCAUCGGAUACGGAGGCAAUGUUGAACGGGUUGACGAUAUCCAACGAUACCGAAGAGGAUUCACUCGGUCAGAUCAACGACAACCAAGAACCACCCACGUCUCGCACGCCUUCGGCUCCUCCCACCGAGUCCAAGCGGGAACCACUCGCUACGAAAAAAAAGCGGGAGAACGAUAAAUAUGUCAAGGAGCGGGAACAGAACCCAGCGUUUGUGCCGACGAAAGGUAGCUUUUUCCUCCACGACAAUCGGGCUGCGGAGACAGGCUCGAAUGGUCGUUCUUCCAACUCCAACAAGAGCAAAUCACGUCCAUUCGGGUUGAUUGUGGAUGGGAAUGCACGCAGAAAUUCCUCGAAGGCCGAUGCUAGCGGGGGGCUGUGGCGCCAUGAUCUCCAUGAUACUGUUGCGGGAGAUGAUCCACCCGUUUCGAAGCAAGCAUCGUCGUUGGGUGCCCCUCCGCCUUCGACAGCUGUUCCAACCGCUCCAAGGUCUUCGCCGCCAAAUCGGUCUUUCUCUAGCACUACACUCGUUGGCAAUGUACCCGUGAUAGUCAGCCUCCCGGGCAUGGACCAGCCAAAGUCAUUUCCCGCAGUUCCCAAAAAUCAGCAUACCCGCCUUCCUCAGCAUCGCCCUCCCUUGCGCCGGGAUAAACCGGUGCGGAUAUCUCUCCCGGACCAUCUUCCUCGCUACAUUUUCCCAUCAACUGAGAGAUCCUUCAUUUUUAUUCCUCGUGCGCUACGACCAAAUCAGCAGGGCUACCGCGGCCGAGGCCGUGGGAGUGGAUUCUACCCCCAGCGGCGACAAAGCUACUACCCUGGCAGCUAUACGCCUAGUGUUGUUAGUCGGCGAUCAUCAUUUGGUGUGGCCCCAUCCCAAGAUGGGUAUCCUUCACCAGCUGGCUCAGUCUAUUCUCGUCCUGUUCAGCCAAUGCCACCCAUGUUCCCUCUUGAACCUAAUAAGCCAGUGGUUCGUCUACCGCCGCACCCUCGUCCUCCGAUGGGGAUGCCACCUCCAGGCAUGCCCAUGAUGCCAGCAGGGCCCGGUCCAGUGCCGCCGAGUUUGCCGCUGCCUUUCCCUGCCUACCGUGAAGGUCGCCCUGCUCAGACCAUGCAUCAGCCUCGACCCAAAAAACCUGUCUCUGUGGCCGAUAUUGAGAGCCCUGCCACAUACGCUCUCAACCAAUCUCGGCCUCCGCCCGAGCAGCCGUUCCAUCAUCAAGUCCCGGUGGCCACCAACGGCCCUGGACCUGGCCCUGACGGGACUGCCCAUGAUCCUACCGGUCAGCCAUCCGCAACACCACUCUCUCAGAUUCCCGAGCGGGCUAUUCACGCCGUGCCUUUCAACCCCUAUGGCUACCAGCAGCCUGGCAACCUAUGCCAUACAUGGUCCCCCCCCUCGUCUGGGGAGCAGUCAGCACAAGGGACUGUGGCGCAUGAGUUGAAUGGCACUGUGUACUUCCAUCCAAACCCCAGUGCUAAUUACGGGGCGCCCCAUGGACAAGGUCCCGGUGGUGUAGUGGGGAUGGGCGGCAUGAUUACGCCCCCAGGCGCCACCUAUUACUAUCCCCAACCGCCGGGCGGCGGGGCAGUGUUCUACGGGCAACCGUGA